This is a messenger RNA of Phacochoerus africanus (Common warthog), 2041 nucleotides long. RefSeq names its product sorting nexin 1 (gene SNX1). The record is from RefSeq and is a predicted model, not a curated record. NCBI's taxonomy places the organism in Eukaryota, Metazoa, Chordata, Mammalia, Artiodactyla, Suidae. Gene Ontology annotation, cellular component: endosome; endosome membrane. Bases 87 to 1655 code for a protein of 522 amino acids. The transcript is spliced from 15 exons. Gene Ontology annotation, biological process: intracellular protein transport; early endosome to Golgi transport. Gene Ontology annotation, molecular function: phosphatidylinositol binding.
CCACCUCCGCUCUGCUGGAACGCUUUGCUCGCGGCACUAUCUCUCCAUAAAGUUGUUGUUGCGGCUUCCGCCGCGGGUGGAGGAAGAUGGCGUCGGGUGGUGGUGGCUGUAGCGCUUCGGAAAGACUCCCUCCCCCCUUCCCCAGCCUGGAACCGGAGUUCGAGGGGGCGACUGGGGGGUCGGAACCCGAAGCGGGGGACAGUGACACCGAGGGGGAGGAUAUUUUCACCGGCGCCGCGGCGGCCAGUAAGCCCCAGUCUCCAAAGAGAAUUGCUUCCCUUCUUCCCAUCAACAAUGGCUCCAAAGAAAACGGUAUCCAUGAGGAACAAGACCAAGAGCCACAGGAUCUCUUUGCAGAUGCCACAGUGGAGCUAUCCUUGGACAGCACACAAAAUAAUCAGAAGAAGCUGCCAGCCAAAACGCUCAUUUCUCUUCCUCCACAGGACGCCACAAAUUCUUCUAAGCUCCAGCCAAGCUAUGAGGAGCUAGAGGAAGAAGAACAGGAAGACCAGUUUGAUUUGACAGUCGGCAUAACUGAUCCUGAGAAAAUAGGGGAUGGUAUGAAUGCCUAUGUGGCCUACAAAGUUACAACACAGACGAGCUUACCAAUGUUCAGAAGUAAACAGUUUUCAGUGAAAAGAAGAUUUAGUGACUUUCUGGGUCUUUAUGAGAAGCUUUCAGAGAAACACUCCCAGAAUGGCUUUAUUGUCCCUCCUCCACCAGAGAAAAGCCUAAUAGGAAUGACGAAAGUAAAAGUUGGGAAGGAAGAUUCUUCUUCUGCAGAGUUUCUUGAAAAACGGAGGGCUGCCCUAGAAAGGUACCUUCAGAGGAUUGUGAAUCAUCCUACCAUGGUACAGGACCCUGAUGUCAGGGAGUUCUUGGAAAAAGAGGAGCUGCCACGCGCCGUGGGUACCCAGACAUUGAGUGGCGCUGGUCUCCUCAAGAUGUUCAACAAAGCCACAGAUGCGGUCAGCAAAAUGACCAUCAAGAUGAAUGAAUCAGACAUUUGGUUUGAGGAGAAGCUCCAGGAGGUAGAAUGUGAGGAGCAGCGCUUACGCAAACUGCAUGCCGUUGUAGAAACUCUAGUCAACCACAGAAAAGAGCUAGCGCUGAACACAGCCCAGUUUGCAAAGAGUCUUGCCAUGCUCGGGAGCUCUGAGGACAACACGGCCUUGUCACGGGCACUCUCCCAGCUGGCUGAGGUGGAAGAGAAGAUCGAGCAGCUCCACCAGGAACAGGCCAACAAUGACUUCUUCCUCCUUGCCGAGCUCCUGAGUGACUACAUUCGCCUCCUGGCCAUAGUCCGCGCCGCCUUUGACCAGCGCAUGAAGACGUGGCAGCGCUGGCAGGACGCUCAAGCCACACUGCAGAAGAAGCGGGAGGCCGAGGCUCGGCUGCUGUGGGCCAACAAGCCUGACAAGCUGCAGCAGGCCAAGGACGAGAUCAUAGAGUGGGAGUCUCGGGUGACCCAGUAUGAAAGGGACUUUGAAAGGAUUUCAACUGUGGUCCGAAAAGAAGUGAUACGGUUUGAGAAAGAGAAAUCCAAGGACUUCAAAAACCACGUGAUCAAGUACCUUGAAACACUCCUGUAUUCACAGCAGCAGCUGGCAAAGUACUGGGAAGCCUUCCUUCCUGAGGCAAAGGCCAUCUCCUAACGGACUGAGGACACCAGAGCCCACCUGCCUGACGCUGCCUUUUUAUACACUGUCCUCCUCCACCUCUGCUGGACCCCAGUGUGCAUCCUGCCUAGCCUGGACCUCACCCCUUCCUCCCUGCCCCAUGACCAAACUGUCCCCAGCCACUCUAACAUCACUUCAGUUAGCUUCCAUAUAUAUUUUCUUACCUGAGAGAAUAGUUUCUUGCUUUAAGCAAAAGACCUAUAAUAGGUGGUGGAAUUAUGGGAUGGGGUGGAGUAUUGAUAUAAAUAUAUAAAUACAAAUGUAUAUUUUUCAGGAUGUGGUUAGUGAACUGGGAAUAACGUUUUCUGUUACUCCUGAUGGUGCCAUGAAAAGAUUAUGUAAUAAAAUACUUUAAAAUCAGG